Paramisgurnus dabryanus is the source of this 2831-nucleotide messenger RNA. RefSeq names its product frizzled class receptor 4 (gene fzd4). Gene Ontology annotation, molecular function: Wnt-protein binding; Wnt receptor activity. Gene Ontology annotation, biological process: non-canonical Wnt signaling pathway; canonical Wnt signaling pathway; retina vasculature morphogenesis in camera-type eye. Gene Ontology annotation, cellular component: plasma membrane. The record is from RefSeq and is a predicted model, not a curated record. NCBI's taxonomy places the organism in Eukaryota, Metazoa, Chordata, Actinopteri, Cypriniformes, Cobitidae.
AACCCGCGCGACUGCGCUACGGACACAUAUGAUCGCGCAGAAUUCACGGACGAGCCUGCGUGUGGAUACGGAUAUUUCAUAAGGUUUAUUUGAAUAAACGGGUGCCGGACGCGUUAACGGAUUGGGUCAGGUGAAGCACCCGAACUUUCCUCUCGGUUCUGGACUCUUAGAAAGUUUGGGACUGUUGCGUCUCUGAAGCUUUUGUGGAGUGAUUCGGAUUUUACGCAGCGGAUUUUUUUGGUAUGAUGAUGAUGAUGGGUCGGCUCGGGCUCGCGCUGCUCUUUGCGGUUGUAUUUGGGGUCGCGCACGCGUUCGAAAACGAGGAGGAAAUGACCUGCGACCCGAUCCGCAUCUCAAUGUGUCAGGAUCUGGGAUACAAUGUGACCAAGAUGCCGAACCUGGUGGGAAACGUGCUGCAGUCUGACGCCGAACUUCAGCUCACCACAUUCACACCGCUGAUCCAGUACGGCUGCUCGAACCAACUGAAGUUCUUCUUGUGCUCCGUCUACGUCCCCAUGUGCACAGAGAAGGUUCCCAUCGCGAUCGGGCCUUGCGGAAGCAUGUGCAUGUCCGUGAAGAGGAAAUGCCUUCCGGUCCUGCAGGAGUUUGGGUUCGUGUGGCCCGACGUACUCAACUGCAGCCUGUUUCCACCCACGAACGAUCAGAAUCACAUGUGUAUGGAGGGUCCGGGCGACGAGGAUCCGCCAUUUCACGCCGUCCGGCCUCUGGCGCCGCAGGAGGAGGAGUGCAUCGCGCUGGGAGCGGGCGUGGAGCAGUACGCGUGGGUCAAGCGGAGCGGCAGUUGUUCGUUGCAGUGCGGGUACGACACGGGACUCUACCGGCGACAGGCCAAAGUCUUCACGGACGUUUGGAUGGCGGUGUGGGCGGUUCUCUGCUUCGUUUCCACCACUUUCACCGUGCUGACCUUUUUGGUGGACUCUUCCCGGUUCUCAUAUCCGGAGCGGCCUAUUAUUUUCCUCAGCAUGUGCUACAACAUCUACAGCGUGGCCUUUAUUGUGCGACUGACUGUUGGACGCGAACGCAUUUCUUGUGACCUGGAAGAGGCAGCCGUGCCGGUUCUUGUGCAGGAGGGAUUGAAGAACACUGGGUGUGCGAUCGUCUUCCUCCUGUCGUAUUUCUUCGGCAUGGCGAGUUCGAUCUGGUGGGUGAUCCUGACGCUGACGUGGUUCCUGGCGGCGGGGCUGAAAUGGGGUCACGAGGCUAUCGAGAAGCACAGUUCGUAUUUCCAUAUCGCUGCGUGGGCGAUUCCCGCCGUCAAGACCAUCGUCAUCCUCAUCAUGCGGCUGGUGGACGCUGACGACCUGACGGGUAUGUGCUUCGUGGGGAACCAGAACCUGGACGCGCUCACCGGGUUCGUCGUGGCGCCGCUCUUCACGUACUUGGUGAUCGGGACGCUGUUCAUCGCUGCCGGUUUGGUCGCGCUUUUUAAGAUCCGCUCCAACCUGCAAAAGGACGGAACGAAGACGGACAAGCUGGAGCAACUGAUGGUGAAGAUCGGCGUGUUCUCCGUACUCUACACGGUCCCGGCCACCUGCGUCAUCGCCUGCUAUUUCUACGAGAUCUCGAACUGGACGGAUUUUCGCCAGUCUGCGCGCGAUUCGUACAUGGCGGCGGAGAUGCUACGGAUGUUUAUGUCUCUGCUAGUGGGCAUCACUUCGGGUAUGUGGGUCUGGUCGGCCAAAACCCUUCACACGUGGCAUCGAUGUUCUCAUCGGCUCGUUCACACCGGACGAAACAACCGCGUCAAACGGACGACCAACGGUUGGGUGAAACCGGGCAAAGGCAACGAGACUGUUGUGUGAAACAAAGAGGGAGAAAGUGCAAGAGACUGAAUGCCUCAGGGAUCGAUGCAGGCUGGAGAAAACUGAGACGAGCUCGCCACCAUGUGGACACUUGUUGUAACUGCGCCGCGGUUUUUCUCUCCCUCUCUCUCUCCCUCUGAUAGAGUUGUAGCACUAUUUGAAGUCGUCUUUAUACAUUUGACACACAAAAUGUUCUUAAGUUUUAAUUUUACACUGGACAGCCCUCGCAUUUUGUAUUUUCUGUGCAAAUACAACGUUCAGUGAUUUAUGCACUACGGCUAAUGUCAAAUAUUCACUGAAGUGCCUUAGUUUCAGAUGGAACGUGCUAGCUACUCAACCAAACCUAUGUGUGUAUGUGUGAGCUAUACCGCGGUAAAGUACCUCAGCCAUCAGAGUCGUUUACCUCACGGCUGCCUGCUCCGCUUCUCCGGUCACUUACAAUACUGGCUGUACUAGACUCCAAAGAGCUUUAAAUCCUGCGUUCACCCCCAACAAACGAAAAUACCUUUAUUUCGGUUGAUGUCACCCAUCUUGAGUUCCUAACAAUUGAAAGUUAACAUUGACUUAAAUUAUUACGGUAUUUUCAGCAUUUCUGCAUAAAUUAUUGCGUAGAGAUCCCAGAAACCACUUUCACAGUAGUUAGUGACAAAGCUAUGGUGUUGUCCAUGUAAGGACACUUCUGUAUUUUACUGUGACAAUAUAAGUAUCUGUUGAGCCACAUAGCAUGGAUGUGACAAUCACUGACUGUGUCCUAUAUAGAGGAGCGCUGAAUGUAUGAACGUGGAUUUUAAAGUGCCUCAGACUCACGCGGGUGGUACACACACACAGUCCUGGAUUUCAUGAAGAAUCUUUACAUCCAUUUGUACAUAAACUGGUGUUUGUAAUAUCUGUAUUUUUGUGUUAUGAAAUGCUAAUUUAUCUUUGUAAAAACUACAAAAAUGUAAAAACAAUAAGAAAUUUAUUUAAGGAGGCUUUUGUAUCGGGAUGAGAAAUUAAAUUUUUGAAAAU